This is a messenger RNA of Oppiella nova, 316 nucleotides long. NCBI's taxonomy places the organism in Eukaryota, Metazoa, Arthropoda, Arachnida, Sarcoptiformes, Oppiidae. The record is from the annotation of a GenBank genome assembly.
GGAGUCCCUGCAGACGGUUAUGUUGCAGACCCUGUCAAACAUGAAGACCUUCUACGCCAGCCGUAUAUCCUUUGCCAACGACUUCAAGGGGCCGUCGAUGAUAGUGGACACCGCCUGCUCGGCCAGUGGCACUGCCUUCUGUCUGGCUAUGAAUGACCUCAAACUCGGCCACACCGAUUCGGCUAUAGUGUGCGGCACUCAUAUGGUGUUCGAGCCGUUCAUAAACCAAUACCAACAGGAGUUGUCUGUGUGUUCACCCCGGGGUGUGUCGGCCGUCAUGGACCAGGAGGCGGACGGUUUCGUGAAAGCAGAGGCC